Amoebophrya sp. A25 is the source of this 2432-nucleotide messenger RNA. The record is from the annotation of a GenBank genome assembly. NCBI's taxonomy places the organism in Eukaryota, Dinophyceae, Syndiniales, Amoebophryaceae.
GGCAGGAGUCGAAGUCGCAUUAGCAAUCAUGACCUUGAGAGCUUUGUCGGCUCCUCGAGAGCCCUAUCCGUCGCUUCAUCAGCUUCGUUGUCGAGGACGUCCCUAGUAUGCGUGGCAUACUAUUUAAUCAUUAUAAGUCUUCGUUGUGUAAGGCAGUACAAAUGGCACAGAAAAACCAGAAGAAGUGCAAAAGUUACAACCAUGCUCAUCUAGCUCAUACAGUUACAGUACUGACAUAGUACAGUAAACAGUCAGACUCAUCUGCAUCCGAGAAUACAAAAAGAUGGCGGGUAAGGAAGAAUGGCGACAAGGGUGGACGAUAAACGAGCACACCCAGAGAAAAGCUCCGCUAUGGACGACUUUGGGCAGAAAAGACGCACUGCAGACGGGUACAUUGUUUGAGUUUCAAUUUGUUGAGAUAAGAAGAAGAAGUAGAAGAACUGUAUCGAGAAAAGUGGUCUUGUGUCGGAAGAAUCUCGAUUCUGUCCUCCUCCGCUGUUAACUCCUAACAUUCUUUGUAUCUGUGGGAGUAAGUGAUGUAUCUGUGAUGAGUACGAACAAGCUCUCACUUCAGUUAUCAACCGCAAUGGUCCACACAACGCUUUUACUGAGCUGAAGCCGAGUGCGGAGUUGGGGACGAUAAAGAGUAGGAACACCUGGAUCCAGAAGCAUAUGCGAGCGACACAAUGGCAGCCAGGACCGGGAGCGUACUCCGUGUUCGAUAGAAGAUUUGGAUUGAUGGAUAUGGUUCUCUCGAGUAAGUAAGUAAGUAAGUAAGUAAUUAGUUUGGUUGUUGAAAAAUAUUAUUUGGGACAAAGUUCUUUUCGUCCGAAGAAAAGGACUGGUGUGUUUCAAACCAUCUUCUAACUGUCUUAUAGCUGGUCCUUAGGAUCCACAUUCCGUCACCUCUAAAAGGUACAAGCAUGCGGGUGAUUUCCCUUCAGCGAAGGAGGAUAUUGAUAGGCAACAGUUUCGAGAGCGAGGUGGAAACUUCAGCUUCACACGAGACGUACAGUUCUAUCUCCUUCCUCUGCUCUUUUUCUCUGUUCCUGAUCAAUGAGUCGACUCAAUCUGUCCUACUCAACUACAUACGACCUUUCAGUGCCCUCUCUUCUGAAACCUUUCAGGUACGUGAAACCGUGUAUCCUUUGAAGGAUGUGGUAAAGAAGUCGAAUAACAACAACUAUCCGCAUUAUACGAGCGGCUACGUCCGAAAUAAGGCGACUAGGGCGUACCAGGAGGCGCCAGGACCUGGCCAUUACACGCAGUAUACAACGUUAGGUCAGGGCACGUGGAAGAAAUAAUGGACAACAAUACAAACUGUGACUGUCAUAAAUCCGGUGAGGUCGUUGCUGACCUUAGGAGGCAUAGUUUGCAUACCUUAGGAAUACAGUGUCCCGUAAUGAACAUCAAAUAUUGGUUAGUUGAAGCUCUUUGCUUAUGCUUUGCCAUUUCAAUGAAAAGAAAACAUAUUUUUUGGUGUUGUCGAGAGCUAAAGAAAGCAAGCACAAGUGUACAAAAUCAGAAUAGAAAGUCAUCGACUCCUUCCAUCUGCAUAUUCUAUCAUACUUGCUUGGAAAGGCUUAAGAGCUAAAAAGCCCGAAAUUAGUCUCGAUCUCAUAUUCCUGUAUCCUUAUCGAGCUUCGUUAACAACUAACACAGCAUAUCCUCUAGAAACUGACUGAAUACAACAGCAUAUCAGUGAUUCUACUUCCAAAAACAACAAAACAGCUUAAACUCAAUCAAUUUACUAGCACAGGAGCGAGAUUCCGUGUCCGUCUGACUGUAGAGGUUCAAGGAUCGACUCCAUUCCAAAGUCUAUUACUCGUGCGAGAUUUCGACAGUAAAGAGAAAGAACUGACCUGAGCAAAGGCGCUGUGUAUCUCAAGAUAUACGUCAGUGUUGGUUCUUCUCUGAGCGAAAGGUAGUAUCUGCAACAUGAGCGCGUAGCUAUCUGAAGUUCCAUACAGAUUCUUCCAAAAUCUUCUUGCAUCACCAGAGUUGCAGGAGCGGGGUCCUACAGGAUCGCCCCCAGAAAAGAUUGCCCGUCGAUCACUAGAUGUUGGUAGUGCACAGGUAUCGAUUAUCUUUGUCGGCGUUUAACGCAGUUUGUAGCCUUUAGAACUACCUGUGCCCGUUUUUAGCAUUACAUAUUGCUUGGAGACAACAAGUUCUCCUUCUCACAUCGCAUUGCUUGGGUUUCCUCCAAUUGCUUUAAGUCACAAAAAAACAAGAAUGGGUUCGUUAUCACCUGAAAAUUCUCAGCAUCUUGCUGGUUCAAUGGCCGGUUCCAAGAACGAAAUGAGUUUCAGUUUCCUUCCUGAUAAUAGACGCCGUGUCCUUAUAACUGGACUCGGACCCUUUCGCGGUAUUAUGGAUAAUUCAACCGAUGAUAAUCCAACCGAUACUCUAGUACACGAGUUACGCGCGAC